Gryllus bimaculatus (two-spotted cricket) is the source of this 831-nucleotide messenger RNA. NCBI's taxonomy places the organism in Eukaryota, Metazoa, Arthropoda, Insecta, Orthoptera, Gryllidae. The record is from the annotation of a GenBank genome assembly.
AUGUGGGCGCCAUUAUUCGUGGAGCUUCGCAACGUGAUUGACUGGCUCUCCACCGACACGUCCUUCACCCUCAUGGAGUGGUUCAAACUGGAGGACUGCUACCACAGCGUGUACGACCUCAAGUGCAAGCGCGCCUUCGAGCGCGCGUGCGGGCGCGCGCGCGGGCGGGGCCGCGGCAAGGCGUGCGGGCCGCUGGCGGCCGGCGUGGCCAUCCUGCUGCUGCUCAUCCUGCUGCUGUGGUUCCCGCUCGUGCUGUUCCGCCUGCGCCAGCAGCUGGGCCAGCCCGCGCGCCCGCGCGCCGUCGCGCUGCGCCUGGCCGUCGGCCUCUUCCCGCCGCUCUACGAGGGCCGCUCCUACUCCGCGCGACAAUUUACCGAUGCCGAAUGGAAAACUCUCAACUCCCUCUACUCCCUCAACCGCCGGGCUUUGGAGUCUCUGCAGUACUUCCACGCAGCGGACUUGGUUGUUGCGCGGCUCCCGCUGGGUUCAAAGAUGUGGGACAUCACCGAAGAAACCAGACGCGAGACAGUGACACUUCGAAUGGUUUGGGAGGUGGAGUAUGAUUUGCUUCAAACCAUUCGCGGUUACACGACGAGGAGCUUCGCCCGGGGCGACGCGGUGCGCCGGGGGCUGGCGGCGGCCGUCAACGCGUCGCCCGCGUCGCCCGCCCCGCCCGUGGGCGUGGACGACAUCCUCCCCAAGUUCCUGGACUCAGCGCGCCUGCUCCGCUCCGAGGGCGACUUCGGGGACGUGGCCGCCACCGACGCCUUCCUCACGGAGAGAGGUCGGCGCGCCAACGGACACGCACCGAGUGGUCGAGAGAAUGGUUAA